AAACGAUCGAAAUUCGUUCAUAAUUGGUUCUGUGGACCCACACCUACUGGAUUUAAAAUAGGGCACUUUCUUUCUUCUUUCAUGAACGUUGACGCGUGCUGUGAGAAACAAAGAUUCGGUUUCAUUGAUUUGGAUCGUAGGUUUUAGCGAUUUCGAUCAGAAAAAAUGGCAGGUGAAGCGGGUUUGCUCAAAUCCUUGAGGCCAAGGAUUCGUAUCCAAUCGGACGACAUCAAAUCCGCCGCCUUAUGGGGCGUCGCUGCUACCACUACUGCUCUUUGGGUCGUCCAGCCGUUCAAUUGGUUGAAGAAGACCUUCUUGGAGAAGCCAGAGCCCGAGAAAUGAACUGGGUUUUGAUUAUUUUUCUUGUUUAACUCUCUUUACAUCCAUAAAAGAAAAGGCUGAAUUGACCAGACAAUUGAAUAAUGGUGUAGUUUCAUUUUCUUGCUGCGUUGCUAUUUGGGUUACCUAUAUUGCAAUUUUUCUCAUCAUUUGCAAUACUCUACAUUCUACACUUUUACCAUUGAUAAAAACAUUUGUCUCCGGAGAGAGAAUCUCAGCUUUUUAUAUAUAUAUGUAUGUGUGUGUUUGUUUGCA
Humulus lupulus (European hop) is the source of this 594-nucleotide messenger RNA. Its product is annotated as ubiquinol-cytochrome c reductase complex 6.7 kDa protein. The transcript has 2 exons. The coding region runs from base 166 to 342 and encodes 58 amino acids. The record is from RefSeq and is a predicted model, not a curated record. Lineage: Eukaryota; Viridiplantae; Streptophyta; Magnoliopsida; Rosales; Cannabaceae.